Messenger RNA from Parnassius apollo (apollo), 672 nucleotides. The record is from the annotation of a GenBank genome assembly. NCBI's taxonomy places the organism in Eukaryota, Metazoa, Arthropoda, Insecta, Lepidoptera, Papilionidae.
AUGAGCGUUCAGAGGUCACCAACUGGAGGGUCGCAACCAGAUAUAUCUAAAAUGAGCGAUUUAGUGUCGGAUUCAUCAAUUACAUUUCGGAAACGAAAAUUGCCUUUUGGUGUCGAAUGUGCAUGCUCUGAAGAAUUAGGGGGAAUGAGAUCUGAACUAAGUCGUAUCAGUUCUCUAUUAGAAAAAUACAUCGUGUCUAAUGAGCUGAUUUUAAAAACCAUGCAAGAAAAUAUUACUGAUAUAAAAAACCAAAUUGCUGAUAUUAAAUUGACGAACGAGCGAUCUCAUAGCGCAAUGCAAGUAAAAAUGGAAUCACUUGAAUCAGACUUAAACAAACUCAAAAUUUCCUCAAAAUCUGCACCAAUAACGCUGGAAAACGAGUUGAUACUCGGCGAACAAAUUAUACAGGAGAUUCAGCAACGCAAAAAUAGAGAAAAAAAUAUCGUGCUUGUCGGCUUACCUGAACAAAUUGCGUCUACUCCUGAAGACAGAUUGUCAAAAGACGAAGCUGAGGUAUUCAAAACUAUAUCCUCGAGAGAACCAGAACUGGGAGCCCCCGCCCCGAUCCACCUUGAUAAGUUUACUUUAGCAUCCACAUACGCUGAUUUUACUACAUCAUUCCAGCCCGGCGUGCCUUUACGUUUACGUGAUGUCACUCCAUACCCUACUUGA